Trifolium pratense (red clover) is the source of this 1896-nucleotide messenger RNA. Its product is annotated as serine hydroxymethyltransferase, mitochondrial. The record is from RefSeq and is a predicted model, not a curated record. Gene Ontology annotation, molecular function: zinc ion binding; serine binding; cobalt ion binding. The transcript has 16 exons. Gene Ontology annotation, cellular component: cytoplasm. NCBI's taxonomy places the organism in Eukaryota, Viridiplantae, Streptophyta, Magnoliopsida, Fabales, Fabaceae. Gene Ontology annotation, biological process: folic acid metabolic process; tetrahydrofolate interconversion; L-serine catabolic process. Bases 107 to 1663 code for a protein of 518 amino acids.
UUGAUUUUAUUUUUAUUGGACAAAAUAAAAACGACCAAAACUAUAAUUUAAGAAUCACACACAUAUUCAUACAUUACACACUUUGGCCUAUCUAUCUAUCUCUAAGAUGGCAAUGGCAAUGGCGCUUCGUAGGCUUUCAACUUCCAUCAACAAAUCUUCACGUCCUCUUUUCAGUGCAUCUUCUGUUUACUAUAAGUCUUCUUUGCCUGAUGAAGCUGUUUACGACAAAGAGAAUCCGCGCGUUACGUGGCCAAAACAAUUGAAUUCUUCACUUGAGGAAGUUGAUCCUGAAAUUGCUGAUAUCAUUGAGCUUGAGAAAGCUAGGCAAUGGAAGGGGCUGGAACUGAUACCAUCAGAAAAUUUCACUUCUUUAUCUGUUAUGCAAGCUGUUGGUUCUAUCAUGACAAACAAAUACAGUGAAGGUUAUCCUGGAGCAAGAUAUUAUGGAGGAAAUGAGUAUAUUGACAUGGCAGAAACACUAUGCCAGAAGCGUGCCUUGGAAGCAUUUCGGUUGGAUCCUGCUAAAUGGGGAGUGAACGUGCAGCCUCUAUCUGGUUCACCUUCAAAUUUUCAAGUUUACACUGCAUUGUUGAAACCUCAUGAUAGAAUCAUGGCACUUGAUCUCCCUCAUGGAGGUCAUCUUUCUCAUGGAUACCAGACCGACACCAAAAAGAUAUCCGCAGUCUCUAUAUUUUUUGAGACAAUGCCAUAUAGAUUGGAUGAAAGCACAGGAUACAUUGACUAUGACCAGCUAGAGAAAUCGGCUACACUCUUCAGGCCAAAAUUAAUAGUUGCUGGUGCUAGUGCCUAUGCACGUCUGUAUGAUUAUGCUCGCGUUCGCAAGGUGUGCGACAAACAGAAAGCUGUGUUGUUAGCAGAUAUGGCACACAUCAGUGGAUUGGUUGCAGCUGGUGUUAUCCCUUCACCUUUUGAUUAUGCAGAUAUAGUGACUACGACAACUCACAAGUCACUUCGUGGACCACGUGGAGCUAUGAUCUUUUUCAGGAAGGGAUUAAAAGAAGUCAACAAACAAGGAAAAGAGGUGUUCUAUGAUUAUGAGGACAAAAUCAAUCAAGCUGUCUUCCCCGGACUACAAGGCGGUCCUCACAACCAUACCAUUACUGGUUUAGCUGUUGCAUUGAAGCAGGCUACAACUCCCGAGUAUAAAGCAUAUCAAGAGCAGGUUCUCAGCAAUUCCGCAAAAUUUGCACAGGCUUUGACUGAGAAAGGCUAUGAGCUUGUUUCUGGUGGGACUGAGAAUCAUUUAGUUUUGGUGAAUUUGAAGAACAAGGGUAUAGAUGGAUCCAGAGUUGAGAAGGUGUUGGAAUCUGUACAUAUUGCAGCUAAUAAAAACACAGUUCCAGGAGAUGUGUCUGCUAUGGUUCCCGGUGGAAUCAGGAUGGGAACUCCUGCUCUUACUUCAAGGGGAUUUGUUGAGGAGGAUUUCGUUAAGGUCGCCGAGUAUUUUGAUGCAUCUGUGAACUUGGCUUUGAAGAUUAAGUCAGAGAGCAAAGGAACAAAAUUAAAGGACUUCGUGGAAACAUUGCAGUCAUCCUCUUACGUGCAAUCAGAGAUUGCCAAGCUUCGCCAUGAUGUUGAGGAGUUCGCAAAACAAUUUCCAACCAUUGGUUUUGAAAAAUCAACCAUGAAGUACAAGAAAUAAGAAAAAUUUCCAUCAGCGGUGGUUAAUAUCAUGGUCAAGCAGUUCAAGGUGAUCAGUUUUCCUGAUCAAUGGAAGAGGAGGAUAUAUAUAGCAGAUGGAAAACAUUAGGCUGGAACUUUCUUAUGUAUGGAACUAGAAAAACUUGAUCAGAUAUCUUCUUGCAAUGUAUAGAUACAUCAUCUAUUUAUAAUCUAUUAAAUGUGAAUUGCGACUCACAAGCAUUUAAGUUGUCA